This is a messenger RNA of Tinamus guttatus (white-throated tinamou), 588 nucleotides long. Lineage: Eukaryota; Metazoa; Chordata; Aves; Tinamiformes; Tinamidae. The record is from RefSeq and is a predicted model, not a curated record.
GAGUCCAUCCUGAAAGGCUGCUUUGCACCGUCAGGGAGGAUCGAGGGUUUCACAGCAGAGAUUGGAGCCAGCGGCUCCUAUUGCCCCCAGCAUGCCACCCUGCCCGUCGACGUCACCUACUUUGACAUCUCUGAACACAGCGCGCCCUCGCCUUUCCUGGGAGUGAUCGAUUUGGAGGCCUUGGGAAAGAAGGGUUACAGUGUCCCCAAAGCUGGAACCAUCCAAGUGACCUUAUUUAACCCCAACAAGACUGUGGUGAAGAUGUUCUUGGUGACAUACGACUUCCAGGACAUGCCGGCCAACCACAUGACCUUCCUGCGCCACCGCAUCUUCCUGGUGCCUGUGGGGGAAGAGGAGGGGGCUGCCACGGCCUCCAACAACCCACCAGGCACUGGCCCACUCCAAAGGGUCCUCUGCUAUCUGAUGCACCUGAGGUUUCAUAGCUCCAAGUCGGGGAAGAUCUAUCUUCAUGACAACAUCCGGCUGCUCUUCUCCCGCAAGUCAAUUGAGGUCGACUCGGGGAUCCCCUAUGAACUGAAAUCCUUCACGGAGAUGCCAAGGAACCCUUGCUAUUCACCCUGGGUCUGA